AUAUAAACCUAGCAUAGACUGAAACCCUAGCUGCUGCCGCAUCCUCAUCAGGUUUAAUCGAUUGUUUGAAGUAGAUUCUCUCAGCAAGAAAAGCAAUGGCUCCUAAAGCUGAUGCCAAGAAAGGUGAUGUGAAAGCUCAGGCUUUGAAGACAGCCAAGGCUGUGAAGACUGGUUCCACAUUCAAGAAGAAGUCCAAGAAGAUCCGAACCACUACUACCUUUCAUCGCCCAAAGACAUUGACGACAGACAGAAACCCGAAAUAUCCUCGCAUCAGUGCCACCCCUAGAAACAAAUUGGACCACUAUCAGAUUCUUAAGUUUCCUUUAACAACUGAAUCAGCAAUGAAAAAGAUUGAAGACAAUAAUACUCUUGUUUUCAUUGUUGACAUCCGUGCUGACAAAAGGAAGAUUAAAGCUGCAGUGAAGAAGAUGUAUGACAUCCAGACCAAGAAAGUGAACACUUUGAUCAGGCCUGAUGGCACAAAGAAGGCAUAUGUUAAACUAACCCCAGACUAUGAUGCUUUGGAUGUUGCGAACAAGAUUGGAAUUAUCUAGGUUACCCCGUUGUUUAAGUUUAAGAGUUAUUGUCAAUUUGACAUUUUAUUAGUUUUGUUGUCUUGGAUUAUUCUAAAAUGUUAUGUUGCUUUGAAAUGCGGAUUCAAAUUUUGCUAAUAGUUGCAGUUCCUUUGUUUUGA
Messenger RNA from Erigeron canadensis, 694 nucleotides. Its product is annotated as 60S ribosomal protein L23A. Bases 96 to 554 code for a protein of 152 amino acids. Lineage: Eukaryota; Viridiplantae; Streptophyta; Magnoliopsida; Asterales; Asteraceae. Gene Ontology annotation, molecular function: rRNA binding; structural constituent of ribosome. The transcript is spliced from 4 exons. Gene Ontology annotation, cellular component: cytosolic large ribosomal subunit; ribosome. The record is from RefSeq and is a predicted model, not a curated record. Gene Ontology annotation, biological process: translation; ribosomal large subunit assembly.